AUGAGCAGCAAUUACGGUGAUUCGUUUGCUAUAACAAACCCAAUGUUCUUGGUAACAGGUAUCAUGGUUAUUAUUGGAUGGCUGAUUACCUUUGUCGGUGCUUGUGCUGCUGGAUUUGUCGGUGUCGGUUGGUGGAUGAUCAUCUACAACCUAUUCUUUAUCAUCGGUGUCUGGACUGCAGUGGGAAUGAAGCGCUUUAUUAACAAUCGCCACAUGAUCCUUGUCUUCUUGACUAUCAGUAUUGUCUACAUGACCAGUCUCAUCCAAAUCUUUUUGGACAGUGACUGGAAUAGAGGCAACAGAGCUGGUGCUGGUGGUGCUGUCAUUAUGAUUAUCAUGGAAUUCCUCUGGAUCUUCUUGUUGGCCUCAAACGAAGACUCUUGGAUCGUCAACAAGACUAGCCACAUGAACAACACUGGAAUCGGUGGAAAGCCUAUGAUCCAGAACCGCUUUGGAAACGGUGGAAACAACUCCAAUGUCCACCCCCAUGAAUAUAAGGAAUCUGCUCUGCCAAACCAUCCUUCCGGUGGCCAUGACUCUUACAACCAUCGCAAUGUCACAAGCAACAUCUCUUCCGGAAAUGCUCCCCCUACCCCCAGCCGCGAAGGAAUUAGCCAAGCAAAGGCACUCCAUGGAUAUACUGGCAGCCCAGAAGACCCUAAUGAAUUGUCCUUUGAGAAGGGUGAAUCACUUGAAAUCAUCGAUCGCUCUGGCAAUUGGUGGCGGGCCAAGAAACAUGAUGGAUCUGAAGGCAUUGUUCCCAGUAACUACUUUGAAUUGGAUCCAACCCAAGCCAUCCAAAGAGACGAUCUCUUCUUAUAA
Messenger RNA from Phycomyces blakesleeanus NRRL 1555(-), 822 nucleotides. RefSeq lists its product as hypothetical. Lineage: Eukaryota; Fungi; Mucoromycota; Mucoromycetes; Mucorales; Phycomycetaceae. Gene Ontology annotation, molecular function: protein binding. The record is from RefSeq and is a predicted model, not a curated record. The transcript is spliced from 6 exons. Bases 1 to 822 code for a protein of 273 amino acids.